GCUGGAUCUUCAGAUAUAUCUGCAUAUUAGGUUGCCAGAGUCUUCGGCUUAAAGGGCACCAUAAUGAAACUGAAGCAAGGAUCGUUUCUGUGGUACCUCUAUCUGGAUAAACUAUAUUGCUUAUUAUCCGUGAGAAAUGUGAAGGCUUUGGUGGAGUAUUUUCACCUUCUUGAUGUGCACCGCAAGAAAACCUUGAAUGAUGUGCUAUUCUACCACUUCCUUCAUCACGUGACUGACCUGAAACGCAACCAGAUCACAAUCGUGUUUAACAUGCUGGACUGGACUGCUGUGGGCGAGAUUGGUUUUGACCAGUUCUACAUGCUGGUUUGCAUACUGCUGGCACAGGAGAACCAUUUGGAAGAGCAAUUUAUUUUCCGCCAUUCCCGGCCUGUUUUUGAGCUGCUUGACCUGGAUGGGGAGCUGAAAAUUGGCCCAUCCAACUUCCACAUGUACAACUUUCUCUUCAAUAUUAGAAAACAGCAACUCAGAGACCUGUACCAUGACUUUGACAUCACAGGUGACUGUCAUCUUAAUUACAAGGAAUUUAAGCUGUUUACUAUCUUCUCCAUGGACAAAUACCAGGAGAGUCAGAAAGCACUGAAAGAGGAGAAAGAAAGCUCUGCCCAAAUACAAAGUGUCACAAGUUAA
This is a messenger RNA of Eubalaena glacialis (North Atlantic right whale), 648 nucleotides long. RefSeq names its product EF-hand calcium binding domain 9 (gene EFCAB9). The coding region runs from base 64 to 648 and encodes 194 amino acids. Gene Ontology annotation, biological process: flagellated sperm motility; sperm capacitation. The record is from RefSeq and is a predicted model, not a curated record. Gene Ontology annotation, cellular component: cytoplasm; sperm principal piece. Gene Ontology annotation, molecular function: calcium ion sensor activity. NCBI's taxonomy places the organism in Eukaryota, Metazoa, Chordata, Mammalia, Artiodactyla, Balaenidae. The transcript has 5 exons.